CGCCCGCAGCGGUCCCCGCGCCGCCGCCCGGCCGGACACCAGGGGGCAGGCGGCGAAGGGAAGCGGCCCAUCGAUGGGGGCGGCUGCUCUGCGUUCGGCUCCUCGGCCCUGCCUCUCGGCUCUGGAUUAGCUAGCGAAACUGGUUACGUGGGACAGUCCCCAGCCCGGCCCCCCUGCUCCCACCGCUGGGGUGAAGCGGGGUCUCGGAGGCGCCGCGCACAGUGCCGCAGCCGCGCUGCAAGGCUCCGCGGGCGGCUUCCAGCUGGGCACCGAGCGGGGGGCAGACGCCGCUGCGAGCGAAGCCCGGGCGCCCCGCAGCCAGCCGCCCGCCCGCCCCCACCGCCGGGGGGAGCAGCAAGAGCAGGGGCAGCAGCAGCGGGCGGCCCCGGGCGGGAGGAGGAGGCGGCGCCGCCGCCGCCGCAGGCAGCACGGGGAAGCGGCCGGGCUGCCCGGGAGGGCAGGGCUGGGUCCGGCCCCUGCCCGGCGGGGCCAUGGCGCUGCGGGCCCGGGCGCUCUAUGACUUCAGGUCGGAGAACCCGGGGGAGAUCUCGCUGCGGGAGCACGAGGUGCUGAGUCUCUGCAGCGAGCAGGACAUCGAGGGCUGGCUCGAGGGGGUCAACAGCCACGGCGACCGCGGCCUCUUCCCGGCCUCUUACGUGCAGGUGAUCCGGGCUCCGGCUGCGGAGCCGCCCGCCCCUGCCGGCGGGGCCCGCUACGCCAACCUGCCCCCCGGCGGCUUCGAGCCCCUGGUACCCCCGGCUGCCUUCAACCCCCCUGUCCAGCAGCUCCCCCCUCCGGCGGCGGCCGAGCCCUUCCCGCUGCCGCCCGCGCCCUACAGCGGCUCCUACCAGCCCAGCCAGGGCAGCGACGACGACUGGGACGAUGACUGGGACGACACCUCCACGGUGGCGGACGAGCCGGGUGUGCUGGGCAGCUCCUACCCGGACUACGAUGCGGCGGGGGGCGGCGGCCCCACCUCGGCCCGGUACCGCCUCUCCACCCGCUCGGACCUCUCGCUGGGCUCCCGCAACAGCCAGCAGCCCGGUCACCUCCACCACCACCCCGGCGGCGGGGCCAAGAGCUCCGCCACGGUGAGCCGCAACCUCAACCGCUUCUCCACUUUCGUGAAGUCGGGCGGGGAGGCGUUCGUGCUGGGCGAGGCCUCUGGCUUUGUGAAGGAUGGGGACAAGCUGUGCGUGGUGCUGGGCCCCUGGGGGCCCGAGUGGCAGGAGAACCCCUACCCCUUCCAGUGCUCCAUUGAGGACCCCACCAAGCAGACCAAGUUCAAGGGCAUGAAGAGCUACAUUGCCUACAAGCUGGUACCCAGCAACACCGGGCAGCAGGUGCACCGCCGCUACAAGCACUUUGACUGGCUCUAUGGGCGCUUGGCAGAGAAGUUCCCUGUCAUCUCUGUGCCCCACUUGCCCGAGAAGCAGGCCACGGGCCGCUUCGAGGAGGAUUUUAUCUCCAAGCGUCGCAAGGGCCUGGCUUGGUGGAUGGACCACAUGUGCAGCCACCCGGUGCUGGCUCAGUGCGAUGCCUUCCGACACUUCCUCACCUGCCCCAGCACCGAUGAGAAGGCCUGGAAGCAGGGCAAGCGCAAAGCCGAGAAGGACGAGAUGGUGGGCGCCAACUUUUUCCUGACCAUCAGCGUCCCCACCGGCCCUGCCGCUGCCCUGGAUCUACAGGAGGUGGAGAGCCGGGUGGAUGGCUUCAAGAGCUUCACCAAGAAGAUGGAUGAGAGCACCAUGCAGCUCACCCACACCGCCAAUGAGUUUGCCCGUAAGCAGGUCACUGGUUUUAAGAAGGAGUACCAGAAGGUGGGGCACUCCUUCAAGGGACUCAGCCAGGCCUUCGAGCUGGACCAGCAGGCCUUUUCUGCCAACCUCAACCAAGCCCUUGCCUUCACGGGGGAAGCUUACGACGCCAUUGGGGAAUUCUUUGCAGAGCAGCCCCGACAGGACCUUGACCCUGUGAUGGAUUUGUUAGCACUAUAUCAGGGGCAUCUGGCCAACUUCCCAGACAUCAUCCAUGUCCAGAAAGGAGCCCUUACCAAAGUAAAGGAGAGUAAGCGGCAUGUGGAAGAAGGGAAGAUGGAGGUCCAGAAGGCUGAUGGUAUUCAAGAUCGCUGUAACAUUAUUUCUUUUGCCACCUUGGCAGAAAUUCAUCAUUUCCACCAAAUUCGAGUGAGGGACUUUAAGUCACAAAUGCAACAUUUCUUAAAACAGCAAAUACUUUUUUUCCAAAAAGUGACGCAAAAGUUAGAAGAAGCUCUUCACAAGUAUGACAGUGUUUAAGCUCCUAACUUAGAAUUGUGGACUGUUCAGAGUAUGAGAGUGAUUUAAGCAGCAGAGUAAAAAUCACUGUUAUGGAGGAACUGUUGCCAACUGUUGGUGGUACAAGAAUGGUUUUGUGUUCAUCUGGAGUCCCAGCUGAAUCUCUAAUUAAGUAAGAAGGAAAUGGUUAAUAUGGCUAUGUAAUAGAAACAGUACCACACAUUGUAACUAAAUUAUACUGUUUAUGCCUACACUACCAUUGUAACUUUUUUGAAAUAAUGAUUAUACUAUUUGCCUUAUUGCUUUUUGAAGUAUGAUAUUUUAGUGCAUACUUUGUAGACCUCAAAACCUUUUGGGUCUUUAAGCUGGCUAGAUAAAAGCCUGCUUCAGAUGCCUUUUUAUUCUCCUAGAUUUGGAUUUCCUAAAUUCAACCAAUUCUCUGUUUACAAACUCCUACUAGAGCAGCUAUGCGACUUUGUGCCUUUAGACUUUUGAUUUUUCCUUUUCUAGCAAGCCACAUUUUUAUGACUGAAUGAAGGGUUGGUGCCUGUGACAGGAAUGGAUUAUGAAAUCUCAUAUUGACUGAAAUAAUCAGCUGCCACCAUCUAAUUGGCACAGCAAGUAUUGUCCUGUGAUAAAUGUUGGCUCAAAAAGCAGGAUUUAAAAUCAAUUCACACUUUCUUAGAAUUGAAAAUGAAGACUAUUUAUUACAUUUGCCAGAACCUUAAACAUACAAGUGAAGAGUACAGCACCACUGUAUUCCCUUUCUUACCAUGAUUACAUAGUGAGGGGUUUUAUGUUAGAAUACAUUAUUGUGAGUAGAGACUUGGAGAACUAAUCUAAUAGAAGCAGAGGAAUGAAAUGUGUCAAGGGACCGUGUAUACAGGCGAAGUGACUAACACUUGUUUGUGUACUUGAUAGCUGGAGAUGAUUGCUCAUUGUUUGGCUAUUGGUUCAGUGUAAAUUCAAAUACAGACCUACAUGGUCAAUUGAGACUCCACUGUGAUUCACUGGUUUACUAGGUCACAAAUUUUCAGGGAUGUUCAAUGGUAUAAAUGGUUUGAAAGCAGUCUUGGCUGAACUGACUAGGAAACGGGAAGCAUUUCUUAUAUUUAUAACACCCAGUUAGAACUUAACUAAACUAUUGUCUUGCUUUUUUGUAUAUGGAUUUUUGCAAAGUUGAUUGUGUGUGUAUACACACAAACAGUGUCUCAAAAUAACAGUUAUCUGAUCUUAACCAAGGAAAUCAGUCUAAACUUUAUCCUUAACCUACCAGUUCACUUUCUGAAGGUCACUACGAGAAAGUUGGUCUCCUUCCUAUAAACAAGAACCAAGGAAACUGAAUUUAAUUUACACACACACACACACACACACACACACACACACACACACACACACACACACACACACACACACACAC
Messenger RNA from Chrysemys picta bellii (western painted turtle), 3696 nucleotides. RefSeq names its product sorting nexin 18 (gene SNX18). Gene Ontology annotation, molecular function: protein binding; phosphatidylinositol binding. NCBI's taxonomy places the organism in Eukaryota, Metazoa, Chordata, Testudines, Emydidae. Gene Ontology annotation, cellular component: cytoplasmic vesicle; plasma membrane. The record is from RefSeq and is a predicted model, not a curated record. Gene Ontology annotation, biological process: plasma membrane tubulation; mitotic cell cycle; endosomal transport.